This is a messenger RNA of Coniosporium apollinis CBS 100218, 717 nucleotides long. RefSeq lists its product as uncharacterized. Gene Ontology annotation, molecular function: transcription coregulator activity. The record is from RefSeq and is a predicted model, not a curated record. Bases 1 to 717 code for a protein of 238 amino acids. Lineage: Eukaryota; Fungi; Ascomycota; Dothideomycetes. Gene Ontology annotation, biological process: regulation of transcription by RNA polymerase II. Gene Ontology annotation, cellular component: mediator complex. The transcript is spliced from 2 exons.
AUGGGUGCCCUUAGACUAUUCUUCAUCUCAGAGAAUCAAUCAUCGAACACGGUCGAAGUACUCAAUGAACGCCUUCUCCGAACCUGCGACCCAGAGCCCCUAGGCUCGUGGACGCUCGAUCAUCGACUGCUGCGCAGCACCCCAAGCUCCAUAGAUUUCCAGGGUCCGUGGCGCUAUCAGCAUCUACUACGUCUCGGGCACGACCCCAGCAAGACAUUCGUUCAUGUAGCGGACCCUUCGAACACAGAAGAUCCAGCCAGAAACGCAACCAUUGCGAUUCCUUUUGAUCAACAGAGCGCCUUCGCUAACUUACUCACCUCCAAAUAUGCGGCUUUGUGGACGCCCAAGCAAACCGUUCAAGUCCAGAACGGCCACGCGUACGCUGUGGGAGAAUUCAUCAUUCGGCUAGGCGAGCUCAGACUUGUCGGCGUGCAGCAGCGCCAUUUAGGAGUUAUCGUCAGCAUUCAGGAGACUGUCGCUCCAGACAAUGAUGAGCCGAAAGAGAAUGGAGAGCUCGCUGGACCGCGCGCUGAUCCGGACCCGGAUCAACUGAAUGGGGAGGGGUUACGCCAGGUCCAAGACGACAUCGAGGACUUAUGGAAGCAGUUUGGCAUAUCGAGCGCAAAAGAGCUCUCCAAUGAGCGUCCGGACGGGAGCCGAGGGGGCCUAUUUGAAGACAUCAGGUUAUGGUGUGAACUUCUGCGCCUGCGGGGAUAG